CAGAGGCACCUAGCACCCAGCAGAACCUGCCCUGCCAGGCACCCUUGUUAGUGGACACCACCUCCAUCUAGUCCUCCGCCCAGCCAGCCGCGCCAGCUGCGUGUUGCCUUGCCCGGGCCUGUCCGUCUCGUCAACUGGAGCUUCCCUUGCCCGUUCGAAGGUGAGCUUGACAACGGAAACGGCAAGCUUUCUAACUACUCUCACCAAACAUCACCAUCACAUCGCGAAUACCCCUCACGGCGAAGACGAACAGUCCAUCCUACUUGGACCACACUGCAGCAAACGUACCAGCCCCAUCGCCGAACAUCACUUCGUCAUCCGAGCAAGCAACUAUCACCACUUGCAUCACAUCCCAGGCACAAGAUGUCGUCCCCCUUCUCGAUAAACGGCGGCGCUGCUGUCGCCAUGGUCGGAAAAGACUGUGUAGCUAUCGCGUGCGACCUGCGCCUCGGCCUUCAGGCGUUGACAGUCUCCAACAACUUUCCCAAGAUCUUCCAGUACGGCGACGUCUUCCUUGGACUUACCGGUCUGGCGACGGACGUGUCGACCGUAUCGGACCUGUUUCGGUACAAGGUGAACAUGUACCGACUUCGGGAGGAGCGCAACAUUGCACCCCGGACGUUCGCCAACCUCGUGUCCAGCAGCCUGUACGAGCGCCGCUUUGGGCCCUAUUUUGUCAGUCCCGUUGUUGCUGGCCUGGAUCCCAAGACGGGCGAGCCGUUCAUCUGCGGCUUUGACAGCAUUGGAUGCAUCGAUUUCGCGAAGGACUUCAUUGUGAGCGGAACGGCGACGGAGCAGUUGUUUGGCAUGUGCGAGAACUUGUGGGAGCCGAAUUUGGGACCCGAGGACCUCUUCGAGACCAUAUCACAGGCUCUUCUUAACGCCGUCGACAGAGAUGCCUUGUCAGGCUGGGGCGCCCAUGUUUACAUUAUCGAGAAGGACAAGGUCACCAAAAGGCUAUUGAAGGGACGACAGGAUUAAACAGGACGUUUGGGCAUAAUGAUGAUGAUGAAUCUGGGCCAAGAGUAUUCAAGUCGCAUACGCGCUAGUGGAUUAUCGGUACCCUUGGGCUCUAUAGAACAAAUACAUUUGCAACAUGACAAACUGGCAAGCGGAUAGGCCAGCUGUGCUUGUCAAAACGGGUAGAACUGAUGUCAAGACGACAAUGCCGUCACAGAUUAUGCAUGGUGUAAUCCGCUAUGUAUAUGUUCUAUCUAUAUAGACAAGAGGAGUUGUUUACGUCUAGAUCUAAAACUAUCAGACCAGGUCAAGUCUAACUACCACCAAAAA
This is a messenger RNA of Neurospora crassa OR74A, 1290 nucleotides long. RefSeq names its product proteasome component PUP3 (gene pcb-3). The coding region runs from base 364 to 981 and encodes 205 amino acids. The transcript is spliced from 4 exons. Gene Ontology annotation, biological process: proteasome-mediated ubiquitin-dependent protein catabolic process. The record is from RefSeq and is a predicted model, not a curated record. Gene Ontology annotation, cellular component: proteasome core complex; proteasome core complex, beta-subunit complex. NCBI's taxonomy places the organism in Eukaryota, Fungi, Ascomycota, Sordariomycetes, Sordariales, Sordariaceae.